Molecule: messenger RNA, 1629 nt
Organism: Rhodofomes roseus
Lineage: Eukaryota; Fungi; Basidiomycota; Agaricomycetes; Polyporales; Fomitopsidaceae
Exons: 4
Coding region: 61-1629 (522 amino acids)
Cellular component (GO): cytoplasm
Source: RefSeq, a predicted model, not a curated record
AGUAGCGACUCUGUUGCAUACGACCAUCACGAUUCGCAUGAGUCUCACACUACACUCGUCAUGAACUUUCUUGAUACUUUCGACAUUGCGGGCGCGCCCACGCCGCCUCCGGGCCAGCCAGAGACGAGCCUCAACGAGGAGGUGCAGCAGGUCGUCGGGCAGCUGUCCCGUUUCUGGGGCGGCUUCAGGAAGCAGAGCCAAGCAGUCAUCGACACUGCGCGUAAGGACAUCAGCGAGGCGGUCACCCAAGCUCAGAAAGAGCUGAGCAAGCUCGCUGAAGCACCCGCAGAAGCCGGUUCAUCGUCUGCAGAGCAGAGCACGGCAGAACCAUCCGCAGAGGAGGAAAGCAGCGAGAAGGACACGGAUGCAACACUGUCCGCAGGCACGCCCGACGACGACGACGACGAUGACACAACCACCCCACAGGCCGGCACCUCCCAAGCACAAUCACAAACGCUCCUCUCCCGCCUCCAAGCGACGCUCCCGCCCAACCUCGUCGCCUCCGUGCAAGAGAAGCUCCCCGAGUCGCUCAAGCACGCUCGCGCGACGUCCCUCUCCGCGCCCGACUUCGCCGCCCUGCGGAGCACGAUCGCGGGCGAGCUCGCGCGCAUGCAGGGCUCGUCUGAAGAGCUCCUCCAGCGCGUGCAGGGGCAGAGCGGCGAGCUCCUCCAGCGUGUCCAGGCCGGCGAGCUCCUCCAGCGCGGCGAGGGCCUCUUCAAGCAGGUCCAGGGCGGCGGCGAGGAGUUCCUGCGCGAGGCGGGCGAGUUCCUGCGUGAGGCCGUGCGCGUCGUCCCGCCCGAGCCGGGCGAAGGCUCCGCAGGAGUGGUCUGGGACGGUACGGACGUGUGGAUGAUCCCGACGUACUCACCGGCAGCGACGCCGACGGAGGGCGCGGGCAGUGAACGGAGGAAGGGCAAGGAGCGCCGGUCGAUGGAUAGCGUGCGGGCGGCGACGAGGGCGCAGGCGAUGCUCACGCAGCUGCGGCACGACCCGCAGAUUGUGCGUACGGACCCGAGUGCAAACCCAUCGGAGCGGGAGGCGUUCGCGGCGUGGACGGCGAGGGAGAUCGAUGCGACGGGCGGGAUUGACGGGGAGCUGUGGUCGAAGAGGAUCGAGGAUGAGAAGGCCGUGAGGGAGGAACUGGCAACGUUGUUGGAGACACUCGUUCCUUCGGAGUUGGACGUGUCGACGUUCUGGGCACGGUACUUCUUCCGUGUACACCAAGUCGAGCGUGAGGAAGAACGAAGAAGAGCGCUCCUGCAGGGUACGACAGAGAACGAAGAGGACUUCAGCUGGGAAGACGAUGACGACGAAGCUCCCGCCCCGUCCUUAGCCUCCGCACCAACCAAACUCGCAAUACCAUCCGGUUCUGCCCCCGCGUCCGCUGUCCCGCCCACUUCGGCUGCCGCAGCAUCCACACCCACGACAUCCACGCCCGCGACGACUAGCCCCCGGCAGAGUAGCGAGGAGAGCUACGACGUGGUCUCCUCGCAGGUCAGCCGGACAGCGAGCACGCUGGACGUCGCCGAGGGGAAAGAGGAUCCGGUGGUCCCGAAUGAGCAGAGCGCCAAUGCGGCAUCCGCAGAGAAGGAGGAGGAUCAUGACGAAGAGGACAGCGACUGGGAGUGA